Gopherus flavomarginatus (Mexican gopher tortoise) is the source of this 11300-nucleotide messenger RNA. It is a transcript of the gene CLVS2, whose product is annotated as clavesin 2. Gene Ontology annotation, molecular function: phosphatidylinositol bisphosphate binding. NCBI's taxonomy places the organism in Eukaryota, Metazoa, Chordata, Testudines, Testudinidae. The coding region runs from base 1621 to 2604 and encodes 327 amino acids. The transcript has 5 exons. Gene Ontology annotation, cellular component: membrane. The record is from RefSeq and is a predicted model, not a curated record.
AGGCUGCUCUGUGGGUUUUUGUCUUUAUCCUGCGGACAGAAAGCAGGGGAAAGGGCUGUGCUGGGUAACAACAACGUGAGUGAGAGAGGGGCUGAUCUGAGCUGGAGUCACCGGCGGCAGCCGCCUAGAGAGCCCUGAUUGACGCAAACCUGCCAGCAGCCGCGCACUGAAUACAAGGCAGAGCUACAGCCACAUCCACCGACUUGCUCCAGAACAACACAAAGGCGGCGGCGCGGAGCCAGCGCUCUCUGCAAGGAGAGCAGCAGCAGCGCCCCGGCCAGACACCAGCAGGGCUGCAGACAGCACGCGCCUCGGGGAAUAUGAGCCCGCUGCUUCCCCUGGGCACGUCCUGGGCUCCGGGCUUGGCCACUCUGCCUCUUCUCCCAGCUGCCUAGCUCCGGGCUCGCCACCAAGAGGAGCUGCUGUUGCUGAUGGAUGCCGGGAGGUGCCGCAUUGCCUAGGUUUUUCUUUGCCUUGCGAGCUGUCUUUCCAGCCCUUUCUUUUUGCUGCUAAGUACUGUGCGUUUUGCAAAGCGAUUGAAUUCAGCUCUCCGGGAGAAGGAGGAAGAUGGGCUGGAGACCAGUCCUUCCAAGGCGGAGUGCAGUGUGUGGGAAGACCUGGCUGAGAUAAAAAAAAAAAUAGAGGGGAGUGGGGAAAAUACAACAACCAGCACCAGAUCCUGCUGGUACCAUCUGAGAUCACUGUGAAUGUAGGUGGGGAGAAGGAAAAAACCCACCCCAAGCCGCAGGCUGGUUUGUCUUCUGGAGGCCUUGUCUGUGCUCAAGAGGAUCUUUAAAUAUAUACCAGCAAGAGAACGACAUGUAGCUUUUUCCUUUCCUUUCUUUUUCAAUCAAAGAAAUAUGCCUCUUAACCGUGGCAAACGUUGGUCUUAAGUAAAUGGUCCUUCUUUUGGAAAGCAACCUCUACCGGGAACUCUCAGUUUGAGGAACCACAUUUAUUUAAUUUAUUUAUUAUUCUUCCUCUAGUGACUGCAGCAUCAGGGGUGAGAUCACUGUUUGCAUGGGGGAGGGAUACAAACCUCCUCCCAAAACCAAAGGUAGUUCCUUCGUCCUGCUUUUGGACUCGCUCUUGGUGAUCAUGUGGCUCUUAAAAAACCACUACAGCGACAGCUUUUCAUUACCCUGAUAAAAUGCCUACUUAACCAAGGGGGAAAACUUGGGUCUUCUAGGGGAAAGAACCCUCCCCCCUCCCUGGAAACUCUGCUGGGGAUCCACUUUAUUCAUUAUUAUUACUAGCUGUUGCUGGGCUUCUUUCCAUAGUGACUUGCAGCAAUAGGGUGUUCGUUUGUGGUGUGUUGUUGUUGUUGUUAUACUGGCUUUUCUCUCUACAGUGACUGCAGCAUCAGACUAUUGGGGUUCUGGGGGAAAGGUUAUUCGGGGGGUAGAAGACGAGUAUCCUAAGGGACACGAGCAGCAGGGUGCGGGGGAUAGGGGAUAUAUUCUACAAGGAAGAGGAGCAGCAGGUCGUGGGGAGAUUUGGGGAAGGAGUACAUGCUCUAAGGGUGAGGAACAACUGCAUCAGGCUUUUUGGGGUUGUGUGGGGGUGCAUCCUGUAAGGGAGAGGAGCACAGUUAGCAGCGACAGAGGAGGGAGCAGCAUUAUGACUCAUUUGCAGGCAGGUCUGUCCCCGGAAACGCUGGAGAAAGCCCGGCUGGAGCUGAAUGAGAACCCGGAUACCCUGCACCAGGACAUCCAGGAGGUGCGGGACAUGGUGAUCACUCGCCCGGACAUUGGCUUCCUCCGCACAGAUGAUGCCUUCAUUCUGCGUUUCUUGAGAGCCAGGAAAUUUCAGCACUUUGAGGCAUUUCGUCUGCUGGCCCAGUACUUUGAGUACCGGCAGCAGAACCUGGACAUGUUCAAGAGCUUCAAGGCCACUGACCCCGGCAUCAAGCAGGCGCUGAAGGACGGCUUCCCUGGCGGGCUGGCCAACCUUGACCACUAUGGAAGGAAGAUCUUGGUCCUGUUCGCUGCCAACUGGGACCAGAGCAGGUACACACUGGUGGAUAUUUUGCGUGCCAUACUUCUUUCUUUAGAAGCCAUGAUUGAAGAUCCUGAACUUCAAGUGAAUGGAUUUGUUUUGAUUAUAGACUGGAGCAACUUCACCUUCAAGCAGGCCUCCAAACUCACACCAAGCAUGCUGAGAUUAGCCAUAGAGGGCCUUCAGGACAGUUUUCCAGCUCGGUUUGGAGGAAUUCAUUUUGUCAAUCAACCAUGGUAUAUCCAUGCCCUCUACACAGUUAUACGGCCCUUUUUAAAGGAGAAGACGCGGAAGAGGAUAUUUCUGCAUGGUAAUAAUCUCAACAGUCUGCAUCAGCUAAUUCAUCCUGAGAUCCUACCUUCUGAGUUUGGAGGGAUGCUGCCACCCUAUGACAUGGGCACAUGGGCAAGAACUCUGCUAGACCACGAGUAUGAUGAUGACAGCGAAUACAGUGUGGACUCCUACAGCACUCCUGCAAAAGAACUAGAAAAGGAUCUCUCUCCCAAAUCCAUGAAGAGAUCUCAGUCAGUCGUGGAUCCUGGGGUGCAAAAACGCCUGGAUAAAAACGAGGAGGAAAACAUGCAGCCUCUGCUUUCACUGGACUAACAGUUUCUGAGCAUCGAAUGUGAAGUGGGGUGAAAGGUACUGCUUUUCAGCAACAAGCAAACCAUUGGAAAGGCAUGUACCAGCUGAAAUUCUAUUUAUUCAUGUUAAUGUAGCAUAAUGUAAUCAGGCAGCAAGUUAUGCUAGUCUGCCUGAAACAUGGGUGCCCUGGGUUGAAAAAAAAAUCAAUUUAUUCUGUAAGUGCCAACUUGUUUGUAAAUAUAAUGUAAUCUUCCACUUUGAAUUUGUAAGUUAUGGUAGACAAGUAAUAUGGAAAAGUGAUUAUUAAAAUUUGUCUGUGAAAAGCACUGUAAAAAGGGAACACACACACACACACAAACAUUGUUAAUUAAGUUUUGUCCUGUCUAUAGGAAGCAGCUAUCAUAUUGACUACUUUUUGUCCCCUGUCGUGCUCAUGCAGCAUUCAAAGAUAGAGCGAAUAUAAGAACUUGGCGAUAAGGAAAACCACAGUGGUUACAAAACUAUCUACAGGAAUUAAUUUUACCAAUAACCUUGUGGUCAUGCAUUAUGGGGGAUAAGUCAUGCAUUAUAGGGGAAAAGAGGUAACAGAUGAGCAGGGCACAAAUGCCUGUAUGGAUUUGUGAGCUUUUGUUCUGUUUAGUUUCAAGAGAAGUUUAGGGGUUUGGAAGCAGCUUGGCUUAUUCGCCUAAUUUGAGCCUUUCAGUGUGUGCCAUAUUAAUCCUUUUGUUGCAUAUUGUGUUCACUUCAAGAAUUUUUGCAGAACAUUCUCCUCUCUGGAGUGAAAAAAAUAUUCAUCCCAAUGCAGUGUAAUAACUAGUAUUUUGAACUGCAGCUGUAGGCUCAGGGUUAAUUAUGAAAUCCUGUGCACUCAGUGACUGAAUACAUAUAUAUUUUUACCAAUCUCUAACAAACAUAUAAAGUGGCAUUGUUAGACAAGUAUAUUUAACCAAGGGUUUAUAAAAAUAAAUCAUACCUGUUCAAUGUACUUAGAGAUAUUAUAGAUUGUAUAUUGAGACAAUGUGACAUUAACAUAGUAGAACUUUAUGUACAGCAUCCAACAUCAAGCACGGGCUAAUAUGAAUGAGGCAUAGUCAAGCCACUCAGCAUAGACAUUAAAGACAUUUUUGUUUCGGUUGUGGUGUAAUUGUAUAUAUUAAACAUGUGCCAUAUUACAGAAAUACUCUUACCUCAUAAGAGCAACUAGUUUCACUAUGAACUGAAUCGAGUCACCUGAAAUUUGGGGGCUAUAUGUUCAUGUCUAUUGUGCUGAUAUUUAUAUGCAUCAAGAUAAGAAUGUGCCCCUGAAAUUGACCAGACAUCUUUAUCGGAAUUAAAACUGCACUCAGACAAGGAUGGGAAGACCCAGGAAAGCCAAGACAAUACUGCUGAAUUGUAGAAGUACUGUAGGAACAUAUCAGAAUCAGUUUAGGUAUUCUUACUUGAUCCCUAACAGCUGGGAAGAACCUUGGGAUCCCCUAGAAACACCAAUAUUUAGGUGUCUGUGAUUCAAGUAAGAUCUUCCCUACAGCAAUGAUGAUGUUUCUUAUUUAAAAUGCAAAGAUAUUAUUCACAGGUCACUAAUUAUUUCCAGUGGUGGCUUUAGAGCAAAGAAUUAAUAUAGAAUUUCAAGUAAGAAAUCCCACAGGAGAACUGUAUCUUUCAGCAUUAAGCCAUAAAGAUACAUGAAUGUUGGUAUUGUCAGAAGUUCAUCCUGCCCUUUCCACAAUGGUAUCCUCUCUUUUUAUCCAGAAACCACCUUAAGUCACCUGACUAGUACAAGCAAAACAGAGAUACAACUUUAGUACAUACUUAUUGAUUGAUUAGUAAGAUUGCUAAGAGGUGUAUGUCUGCACUUAAUGCCUCAACAUAUGAUUAUAUUCCAGGAAUCUCUUUGAACAAAUUAUUGUAUUUCUAUGCACAAACUAUACCUGAAAAUAUAGUUAUGGAAUGAACAAAAUACAGGACCUGAAUUUAAAAAACGUUGAGCCCUGAUAGUUCCAACAGAAGUUUGAAAUCCACCAUCUCCCAGAUUUUAAAGAAACUUCCUUUUGAAUGGUAGAAACAACUGUAUCUAUUACUAUUGUUACCCUUUUAACAGACUAUAGAACCAAGUUAUGAAUUUUGUGCAAUUACCCUAUCACAACCAGAGUAACACCAUGCUAUAUAUCCAGCUUACACACCGAGGGCUCAUAAAGCUGUCAUAUUUGGAUGUAUGCUGUACUUACCUGACAUUCAUAUGGAUACCAAGAUCAUAUGUUCACAUAAAUUCUGAUCUUAAAAUCUCACUCAGGCAAAAUUCUCACAAUAGAUGUUUUUCCUGCACAUGGGUUUCAAGGUUUUGCAAAGAGUUAAUGUUCCUUGUCUAGGCCUAACUAAAGAUAGGGAUGGUCCAAAUCUUGGUUGAAGCUUUGUGGAGACAAGGCCAGGUCCUGGUGUAAAUCAGCAUAAAUCUAUUUUAAUUAGUUUGAUUUUAAACUACACCAGCUGAAGUGCAGGCCCACUAGAUUCUGUUAAAUCUAGGAAUGAGAUCAGUUGCCUCUUAAAUCUUUAUGAAGCGUCAUGGUAGAAAAAUAUGUAACUUUAUGAAACUUCUGUAUACCAGCUGGCUAAUUUGUUUUUUGUUUUUAAUUCUUUACAGGAUGCACUUAAUUGCAAUUUAUGUAAUGUAGUCUGAUCCCUAAUAUAGUCCUUACUUUAUAGAUUCUUUCCAAAAAGUGAAACUAGGAUAUAGUAGAAUGUUUACAUACUGGAGAACUCAUCCUUUUACCAAGAACAAAGCUAAUUUUUCCAGGAAAGAGUCUCAUUACUGAAGAAUUGAGCUUCAGUGCAUUUUGUUUGGUGUUUAUGUCUAGCAGAAGCAGUUUCAUGUUGCAGCAGCAAUUCCUCACACUGGAUAACAAUCUGAGAGUGAAUAAACAAAAAACAAUUGUUGCACAAAGCUUUUCACUUAACUUGUCAGCAUCUACAGAGAAGGAGUUUCUCGCUUCUGCUUCUUGUAGAAAAUAUUCUCUACCAAAAGGAAAGCCAUUUUUGUCUAAAAAAUAGGGUUAAUUUUCAGACCAUUUUGCAGUCCAAAUUUCAGUUACCUUCGUUAUUAUGGAAGAUGGAUGGUUCAUUUUUCUACUGUACCAUUGAGUUGUAUAACUUCAGACAUAGGUUGGAAUCUUGUGUUCCUGUUUUCGUUUGUUUGGGCAGUAUUAACCCGUUAGUAUUCAACUUCUGUGUUAUUUUACUUAAAAGUAAAGGAAAAAAAGAAAUAUUUCAUGGAAAAGGAAUAGAUAGCAGUCUUAAAUACAGCUGACCUGGUGUUUAAGUGAAGAAGACAUAUGAUUUAAAAAUGAUAGUUACAGGUUGUAAGCAGGCUCUAAUUAUUCCCUUUAAACUAUGUCUCUGUGUGUAAAACUAAUGUUUGUAAAAUAUUGAGAAUUCAUGGAACCUUUUGUGCUCAAAAGGCCUAAACCAGUACCCAAGGAAAUCAAUGGUGAUCUUUUUGUUCACUGAGCAUUGGAUCAGGUCACAGUAACCUCUUAUAAAUACCAAAAUUUACGUGGCCUCUCAGACCAGAACUGAUUACAUGUAACCUGGUUUUAUCUAGUUACAUCCUAGAAGGAGUGUAAGUUCCUUGUACGAUAUAAAAAAGAACGGUUUUAGACUCUGGUGAGUAUAUUAUGCUGCUUCACAAAAAUAAACCAUUGUUUUAGUUUAAUCAAGUCUACACGCUGAGGGAAAUAUAUACUUUUGUAGUGUACAUCUAAAAGCAUUGCUCUACCUCAGUGAUUUACAUGGAGAAAUGUCCUCUAUGCUGUUUAAUUGCAAGCUCAACACAGUCUAAAUAUAGCACUAGAUAAAAUUAUACUUUUCCUUUUUUGUUAGUCUUCUUAUUUAGGCCUAUACUAUAAUGGUGACUGAAAAGAUUUCCAAACCUUCUGAGAACCAUCAUUCAAAAUGGUUGGGAACACUUAACAAAAAGGAAGACCAUCUGACUCCAUGUUAUCUUCUGUUUUGUUGGUUUUGGCAUCACCUCAGGAUUUCAGGAAAAGUUAGGGGAAGCAGGAGAAGAAAUGCCUUGGAUCAGACACCAGAGAUGGAUGUGAUUUUCCUUUUAAAAACAGAGAAACCCUUCAGUUGCUUUUUGGGGAUGAUGUGUUGGGAUAUCACCAGUGUCUUCAUUUCAGGGCUUCUAGUAUGAUAUCAUAGGAAUGUAAUGUAAUCUCAUGAUGAUAUGAAAGUAUUCACAUCAUCCUUCUUAUCAUAUUGUGCUGGCAGCUGAGAAUAGUGGGUUUCAUCCAUAGAUCUCAAAGAGCAUUACAAAGGUAAGUAGAUAGUUAUACUCCUUUUUUCAGAUAGGGAGGUAGUGGUAAAGAGAGUUAGACAUGUGAGGUUCCUAAGAGAAGGCAUACACAUGGUUCUGAUAUAUGGUAGGAAUGACAUUUUUGGGGUAUUUGGCUCGCUUACAUUAAUAUCUCAGUAAUUUAAACUGCUUCUAUUUUCUUUUGGUUGAGAAAAUUAUCAGAUGAUUAAAAUCACAAAUUUCCUUAGAAAUUCCCUAAACAUUCUAGCUUGAAUGACUUGCAGAAAUGACCUGCAUUCCAAAAUUUCUUUCUGAAUUAGGGGCAUAAAUAUAUAUGUAUUAUAUAAAAAAUGUAUUUGCUGCUGCGGAAAUGAAGAAAAUGUUUCCCACCAACUGUUAUGGCCCUGACCCUUGAUUACCUUGAGAACCUGUAACAGGACAGUACCUGGGAUUUAAAUUUAGCAUACAUAUUAACCUUGAGAUGUCUUUCAGCCAAGUUUUCAUAUCUUAAUUCUCCGAGGACAUGUCCAAAUCAUUUUCUGAGAUCCUGACCCAUUUUUCCACAUAGGGGUUUAAAACCACAAAAUGAUAUUGGCCCCUGUUGGGUGAUUAUCACACAGCCCAGCAAACAGUUUUGUCAUUUUUAUCUUUUCCAUGGUAUGGCAGCUGUUGAUAUAUGGUUGAAACACAGCUCACAAACUCUCGCUACUUUUUCUUUCAUUCCUCAGUGCAACUUGUUCCCUGUGAAUAAAUUGGUUAAAUUUAUACCAAAUGAUGUUUGGGAAGAUAAUAGAAUAAAGUUUCUACACCAACAUUCAAAGUCAUUUUAUAUUCUGGUGGAUGUCCACUCUUUUGAAUGAGUUGCCAUCUGAGUUGUUAAUGAUAACUUUGAAAGGGAUGGAACAAUUACAAACAAGCAAGGGAAUUCUGAAAAGUGAGCUCAUGGAGCAAUGAGGGGGGGGAUUUAACUUUAGUUUUUAAUAAUACAGUACAACAAACUGGUUUAAAAUUAGGCCAAAGUAUUUUGCUUAUGAGAGUCCAUCUACCAAGCCAACUACUUGCUUGACCCAAUGACUGUGAGGGCCUAUAACUGCUGUAUUGCUUUGGUGCCAAAAUGGCUAAAAAAAAAGCACAUGAAUCAGAAAGAUUCAGUACCAUUCAUUCACAAAAAGACUUCUCCAAAAAGUUGUGACAAACUAUGUGCUGUUAACACAGAAGUAGAUGAUAGUGAAGGAACACAUUUGAACAGAAAACAAGUGACAGGUGAAUUAGCAUUUCCACACCAAAAUAGGCAUCCUGUUACAUGAACAAUGCUCGGUAUUGGCCAAAUGCAAGGAUUUCAAAUUGGGUCCCUUGGUUCAUUAAAAAAAAAAAAGAGAAACAGCAGGAGAAAAGAUAAUACAAAAAGAUAAAAUAAAUGUAUUCAAAUUAAAAUAGCAGUAGUCCCAAACUUACAGCAAGAUGGAUGUCAAAAUGCUGUAAAGUAACUUUUUGUCUGAAGGAUUAUCGCUUCCAGUAAAUGGAAUAUAGCUUUUCUUGUGCCCUUUGCCUAUGUUUCUGAAUGAGCAGAGUUCCGCUUUUGCUCUGUGUGGUACUGAUGGGGUUUUCUGAAGCUUCACAAGAUAGCUUUAAUUACAGUACAAAAUAUGAAACUAUGUUGCAAUGACUGAUGGCCCAUGGAUGCUAUGUGAUGGUUAUAGGGUCCACAACUGCAAAGGGUGUUAUAUUCCUUCUCUCAAGGGACAAAUUCCCACUUUGUAGAGGCCCUAGGAACCUGGAACCCAAUUCAACAUCCAUUCCUUUCUCGAACAUCUAGGCUUGGUGACUCUUCCCAUCUCAGUCGUUUUGUAGAGUAAAUGAGCUCUUCAGUAGGACUUUAGGGGUCAGUGUGUCUCAUGAAGUAAACAGGUCCCUAACUGACUAAACAUCAGAGACCUGGGGGGAGUAAGUAUUGAGCCCUCCUUGGUUGUCAGCUCCAUUUCAGAGGUCAUGAGGCGGAGAGGAGGCAAGGAGACAAAGUGCCAUUAAAGAAAAAGAAAAGCCAGGUGGCCUGCAAAAAGAACGGCAAAUGAGGAGAUGGAAGGGCUGCCCCAACAACCCUAGUGUAAGGUGAGAGGGACCUUCCUUUCAUACUAUGGUGUACAGCAGUGGUCAGGAGGGAGGGGAAAUGUUUUCUCCUCACUCCAACACAAUAUCUUAUUUUUAACCUUGACCCAUAUGCCAGUCUGAGUCUUUUCUUAUCUCAUCUUAUCUCUUCUCUCUAUUUCUUCUGGAAUUUUUCCCAGCAGCCUAUGCAGUCAUUUGUAGCAGGGCAAACAACCAAGCCUGAGAUUUACUUGUAGUAGAACAAGAGAGCUGGAGAUUUCUUUUGCACGAGUUCUUCCAGGCAGGAGAAGAAGGGAUGUGUUUUGCAACUCCUUGCCACAGCGCUUAUUUUGUACAGGUUGGUCCUUCUGCAGUACCAGAUGAUAAUCCAGCCUGUUCUGAAAUCAGUACCUGGGCCUUCCCUGUUUAAAAGGCUGCAAAUAUAUAUUGUGUGGGAAUUAUCCUUAAACACUUAGAAAUAUUCUCAAGCUCUUAGGAAGCUAUAGUUGAUCUAUCUCCAGUAUUAAGCAGUUUUGCAAGUGAUGUUAAUUGGAUUUGGAAGGAUUCGAUUUUUAUCAGUAAACGUCAGUAAACGUUGAUUUUACUGUGUGCACAAAGAUGAAAAUUUUUUCAAUUCAUGAUAAUUGAAAUCUACAAAUAGGCAAAAUAAAAAAAAAUGUUGCUUGAGAACUUAUUUAGGAACCAAAUCCAGUGAUUUUUAGAUGCUUGAUUUAGGCUUGUUACAAAUGGAUUAGUGAAUGAAUAGUAAAAAAAAGUACUAUUGUAUAUUUUGAUAUUUGAUGUUGACAAUUUGUGUUUUAAUGGGCUAUAAAGCUUUAAAUUGUUGAAUCUCAACAUUUACUGUCAUUAACUAAUUGUCUUACCCCCUAUGUCCCACAAUUAUGAAAAUUUUAUUUGAUAAAAUCUUUAAAAAUAAACAUAAAUAUUAUCCAUCAAAAUUAUUUUUAAAAAAUGAGGUCUGCCAGCUUAAUGAUGAUGAUAGACAUUAGUCACUUAAAGGGACACUAACAACUUUGAACAUCACAUUUCUGUCUGUAAAAGUAUUAUCUGUUACUGUUGCAAUUAACAAAACUAUUGUAACUGAAAACAGGGCUUUCCCUCUUCUCAUCAGCUUCAGAAUUAAUUUGCUUUGUACCUUUGACAACUCUUCUUAUAUAAUCACCUUUAUUGUUUUCCCCUAUAUGUGGUUUUUCACGAGAUUUCUUUGGGUCUGUCAUACAGCAACAGGGGGAAAAUAUAUAUUUUAAAUAGGAAAGUAUUUGCAAAACCACAAACAUUGGCAAGGGGAUUCAGAGACAGGUGUAGUACCUGAAGCUGCUUCUUUUUUUACAGCUGACUAGAUUUCAAGUUGAUAGUGCUUUUAAAUUGGUUCUCCUCCAGUUUUUUCAUUCUGUAGACCAUAUUGCAAAAGAGGUUCUGCUAUCCUUUCCCAGGACUGCAACUUUUCUUCUUCCUGCCCCCUCCUAUCCCUAUAUCAUCAUGGGUUCUCAAAAUAUUUCAUUGGGUGACUUACUGAGGAACAGGGCUCCAUAGUCCACUGGUGAUGUGCAGACAAUAGUUUGAGAACAACUAUUUUAAAUGUUUCCCUUAUAUAAAUCUAUGGUAACAGGGUGAACUGGUAAGUUAUAACAGCAGCUAAUCUCAUCCACAGAGGAAUACAGGUAAGGUUCUGGCUAAGGGUCACUAAGGCUCUCGUGUUCUGUAUGGCUCAAAUAGCAGUAACCACUAAAUACAUUUAUCUCAUGCAACAAUCUACUUGGAGCUGUAUAGAAAAUAUGCAUCAGGAUCAUCUCAAAUAUACAAAUUACAGGACUAAUUUACCAGUAGUGCUUGUAUGCUCAGGAGAACUUUGUUUUUUAUUUCAUAGUCUAGAACUGUUAGGACUCAGGAGGGUCUAAGACUUGUAAGGCCAAGACAAACUAUUGAUCAUGUUCUCUCUAUAUAUAUUUUCAGUAAAAAUUCUUUUCACAAGUAGUCCUCCAGUUUGAAUUUCGUUCCUGGGCAGUAAUGACAUAAGGGUUUGUUUUGUUUUGUUUUGUUUUUUGAUCUGUUGUGUUCUGCCCUAUAAUCUGCAGAUUUAAUGACUCUGUGAAACAUUGUCACUGUUUAUAUUGUAUAUUUAAAUAUCAUCAGUUCUUUGUGAUCAAGUGGGCUACUUUGGAAAGCAAAUUCCUUUAAAUCAUUGUUGGUUAUUGAGGCAGAAUGACAUUCUGUUAAAUAAAAUAUGACCAAAUGAAAAUUAAAAUACAUAUAUUUGUUUGUACACAGGUGUGUUUGUCAGCCAGCUUGUGCUAAAAUGUGUGUAGAGGAAAUUGCUUGA